This is a messenger RNA of Epinephelus lanceolatus (giant grouper), 3088 nucleotides long. It is a transcript of the gene crk, whose product is annotated as v-crk avian sarcoma virus CT10 oncogene homolog. The record is from RefSeq and is a predicted model, not a curated record. Gene Ontology annotation, molecular function: signaling adaptor activity; receptor tyrosine kinase binding. Gene Ontology annotation, cellular component: cytoplasm. NCBI's taxonomy places the organism in Eukaryota, Metazoa, Chordata, Actinopteri, Perciformes, Serranidae. Gene Ontology annotation, biological process: enzyme-linked receptor protein signaling pathway; cell migration.
UUCCCGUAUCCGCCAUUUCAGUUUUUGAAGUUAGUUGUCAUCGGUCGCUGGAUUGUAGCUGGAAUUCUGUCGCUAUAACGCGCUGUCUGGUUAUUAGAGCUGAUUUCCGGUCACAAACCGAAUAAGAGUCGUUUUUAUUUGGUGGUUCCGGUUCUGUAUCGGCGGAUUGAUGUCCAAACGGCCAGCUGCGGAUGUCGCCUGUUUACUAAACGUGCUCUAGGCGCUAAAGUUUUUGUAUGAGUUGAAGGCUUUGCUUGUGGAUAACGGGAGGGAGCGACGGGAAGGCCCGGUGAAGCCUCGGCUUUGGAGUGGUUAUCAUGGCCGGAAAUUUUGACGCGGAGGACCGUGGCAGCUGGUACUGGGGCCGGUUGAGCAGGCAGGAGGCUGUGUCUCUGUUACAGGGGCAGAGGCACGGCGUGUUUCUGGUGCGGGACUCCAUCACCAGCCCCGGCGACUACGUGCUCUCGGUAUCAGAGAACUCCAAAGUCUCGCAUUACAUAAUUAACAGCAUCAGCAACAACCGACAAUCCGGUCCAGGUUUGGCCCAUCCGAGGUUUCGCAUCGGUGACCAGGAGUUCGACGCUCUCCCUGCUUUGCUAGAGUUCUACAAAAUCCACUACUUGGACACCACCACCUUAAUAGAACCCAUCAACAAGUCCAAACACACCUCCUUCAUCAGUGUCGGACCCGGGGGCCCCCCGCCACGCCUGGAAGACGAGUAUGUCCGAGCACUUUUUGAUUUCCCCGGCAACGACGAGGAGGAUCUCCCGUUUAGGAAGGGCGACAUUCUCCGAGUUCUGGAGAAGCCAGAGGAGCAGUGGUGGAACGCCCAGAACUCUGAAGGCCGGGCGGGGAUGAUCCCAGUGCCGUAUGUGGAGAAGUACCGACCGGCGUCUCCGAGUUCGGCGGCGGGGCCCGGUGUACCUGGGGGACCCCCGGGAGGAAUGGGAAUGGUAGGGAACUCUGACGGCUCUGCAGCCCAGUCCGGCCCUCCACUGCUGGGAGACCCCAGUCAGUACGCCCAGCCCACCCCCCUCCCAAACCUCCAGAACGGACCUGUGUAUGCCAGGGCCAUACAGAAGAGGGUGCCCAACGCCUACGACAAGACUGCCCUGGCCUUAGAGGUGGGCGACAUGGUGAAGGUGACCAAAAUAAACGUGAACGGCCAGUGGGAGGGUGAAUGUAAAGGCAAACGUGGCCACUUUCCCUUCACACACGUCAAACUGCUGGACCAGCACAACGCCGAGGAUGAACUCAGCUGAGAGCGGACAGCUGUGCCGCAUCCUGGACACUAGUAUUAGACCCUCCCUCACCCCUCCCUUCCCACACACACCACACACACUCACCUGCUCCCCCCUCCCUCACGUCUGCUCCGGCUUUUACCUGCACCAAGUACAGUUUCAGAGAAUCACUGAGAACAAAACAAACAGACCCUCGUCGGACCCUCGUACCGCACACACCCUCUAUGUCUACCCCUCUGAGUAACCAUGCCCGCCCUCCUCCACCUGCUCCGACUGACUGACUUAUAAAUGGGUCACACACUCUGCAGUGGAGCUGUAAACUGAACCUCCUGUUCCACGGAUGUGGCAACACCCUUUAGAUCCUCCCCUCGCCUCGUCCCUGCCGUGGACACGUUAUCAACACUCACUCCUCAGGAGACUCCUCGCCGCAGAGAACAUCCACUUCCUCUUCCUGUGUUGCAGCCAGUAGAUAACUGCUCAGCGCUGUGUCAUUUUUCAUCGUCGUCCUCAUCUGUCACCAUGGUUACAGCGCUGCAGGAUCACUCAUGCUGCAUUCAUCUCAAAUGGGAAUACAGAGAAACAACACAGCCUUCAUGUGUUUUGGUGCCAUUAAUGAGUUUUUUACAAACUCUGUUAAAAGCAAUGGUUUUCAGGAAUGUGCUGAUUAAUUUUCUUGCCAGGAGUUGGAUGAGACAAUUGAUUCAGUUCAGUCAAGCUUUAUUUAUCCCAAAGGAAAUUCUUGUGCCAGGGAAUGCUUCAAUUACAGUAACACAAAUUACAGUCACAACAAUAAUCGUUCACAAUACGACUCUGUGUCUGUGCGGCACACUGGAUUUCCCACAGAAUUACAGAGUAUGUGUGGCGGUUGCUGCUAACAAAGGAGGCGAUACAACAACAAUGACGACAACCUUUUUAUUUCUUUUAAAUGCCUGUCUGGCCGUUUAUAUCACUAUGUGUCCCCUCUCUAAAUUGGGAGGUUUGUGUGGGUCCAUUAAUGCAGCGCAGGUGUAGCUCUCCAUGAGUUCUUUUCUUCAGCAGCAGUUUGUGACUAGCAGGGUGGAUGUUUGAUCUGUCGUUCUGUUCACAGCCGAUCACAUCAGAUCGAUGGAUGAGAGGAGCAGCUGCUGUGAGAGAAUGCAAAGUUUAAGACCCAGUAGAGCAGUUAAGUUUCAUUUUCAAUUCGCCUGAGAUUCAGCUGCGCCAUGAAGUUUUAAACAGGGCGGGCCACCACAUAUAAAUGACCGUGUGGGAAAUCCUGAUAGAUAUGACACAAUCGCCAGCAGUCAAUUAGCAUAGCUUAGCAUAAAGACCAGAAGCAGGGGGAAACAUGUAGCUUAGCUCUGGGAGAAUGUAACAAUAUCCACUCACAGGCACCUCUAUAGUUUGCUGAUUCAAACAUUUAUCUUGUUUGUUUAAUUUGAGAAAAGGCAAUGUUUAAAAGUUCAGGUUUAUGGGGAUUGUGUGCUGGACUGUUUCUUGGCUCGGACCAGUUCCCAGGCACACAGUCACAUUUCGACAGAGCCAGGCUCCCUGUUUCUGUCUACUUCAGGCUGCUUAAGCUAAGCUAUCGUCUGCUAUUGUAUUUAUUUCAAAUAUAAGACUCACAUUGAUCUUCACAUCCAACUCUGCAAGAAAGUUAAGUGUGUUUCCCACAAUUCUUUUAAUCCUGAUGUGCUUGUUUCACACUAAAGGCGGAUUUAUAGGUUUACGCUGUAGCCUACGCACAUGGCCUACGCCAUUGUGAGCAUUUAUACUUGUGCGGAGGUGUGUCUGUGAAGUGCUGUAAAGUGUGAUUGAUUCAAAACACACAUUAAACACACAUUAAACAUGGCUUAAUAGAGACAGUU